AUGCAACCGUACGCUCAACUCUUUUGGCAGAAAGAACAGAUCAAAACCCACCGCGAGAAGGCGACUAAGAGCUCUACCAAACAUGAGCUGGAUGUGAUCCUGGAAUUCAUCGAGAACAAUCCGGACCUUGAACGCAUCCAAUCCGAAUACAGCAAACAUGAGUCUCAGAAGAUGAUCACGUCGGAUAUCACCUGGACACUGUUCCCGCCUGGUACCCUGGCUGUGGUCAACAUGUCCCAGAUGCCAGCCCAGUGCAUAAAAGUUACCAGUUGUAACUACAACGGCAAGAGCAAGGUCUUGGAACUGAGGUUCUUGAUCUUCCAGUUCAAUGGGCGAGAAUUCGGCAACACCCGACGAAGCAUUGCCAUUAAUCUGCCUAUGACGGCCGCCCCAUACCCUAUAACGGAUCUCGUGAUUUAUCCAAUUCAGUAUCACAAGAGUGGUAACCUUCAAAAGACGCUCAUAGAACGAGGCCGCAAGUAUGCGCGGGUGGUGCAGCGCGCUCACAUGGACUACAGAGGGGUGGCGUGGAUUCAGGAUCUCAUUGACCAGACGACGGUACAGACCCACAUCACUGGACGAGUCAUGAUUGACUACGCGCAGUAUACUCGACAGAACCCGUCAUCUGCACCGAACCUCGAAAGCGACCUUGGCAUGGACUUUGAGGAGUGCGAGCUGACGCCACGUUUCUGCGGCAAACAAGGGUGUACUUUCGCAUCCAAGAAAAAGGAUGAGGAUGAGCCCGAGGCGAGCAAUAAGAAGGGUGUGCCGGUGGUCGAGGAGCACACGGCCAAAGAGCUUGAGCCGGAACAGGCGCUGUUGUGCCCGGGACGCGUGAAAGGUUUUGCGCUCACGGACAAAACGUGGGCCGAGUUCCGAGUCGAUGCGCUAGAAGAGAUCAAGUGGAACAACCAGGCUUAUCGGCGGCUCGAGAUGGAUGCCAACACCGAGUCGAUUAUCAAGGCGCUUGUGGAAUCGCACCGGAAGCAUUCGCGUCUCGACGCCGAGGAAUUCGACGAUAUCAUCGCCGGUAAGGGUCUCGGCCUGGUGCUCCUCCUCCAGGGGACCCGCCGGCCUAGGCAAGACGCUCACGGCCGAGUCGGUCGCUGA
Exophiala aquamarina CBS 119918 is the source of this 1110-nucleotide messenger RNA. RefSeq lists its product as uncharacterized. The transcript has a single exon. Lineage: Eukaryota; Fungi; Ascomycota; Eurotiomycetes; Chaetothyriales; Herpotrichiellaceae. The record is from RefSeq and is a predicted model, not a curated record. The coding region runs from base 1 to 1110 and encodes 369 amino acids.